Macrobrachium nipponense is the source of this 1401-nucleotide messenger RNA. RefSeq names its product homeobox protein 5-like. The record is from RefSeq and is a predicted model, not a curated record. NCBI's taxonomy places the organism in Eukaryota, Metazoa, Arthropoda, Malacostraca, Decapoda, Palaemonidae. The transcript has 2 exons. Bases 526 to 1401 code for a protein of 291 amino acids.
CGUUACACACUCCCAGCUGUUGUGCUGGUGUACUUCUCUCUCAUCAGUCUAUGUCUAAGUUCCAGAUUCCCAGUCUACGGUGCGGUCUUCUUCAGUAACCAGUUGACUGUGUUAAAGGGAGCUUACGCUAUCUCGGAGACGAGAUGACGUUACACGCGAGUCACGUCUGUUUUUCGCUUAUGUAACGCCUGAUGAUGCCCACGACACGGAAGACGACCUUCUUUGGGUUCUUUUCAUUCUGAGAUGUGGGAAGGAGUCUGUGGGUCAUCUUGGUGAAACAUCCAAAACCGAAAACAUGGAUAACAUCGAAUAUUUCAGUCUAAACCGGAGCAAUCUGACGUUCUCUGGAGACAACGAAAUCAGUCAAAUCGACCAGGUCGGAAAAGGAACAUUUACCGAUACAUUUUUACCUCCUCUUUGGGGUACAUAUUUUCCAGAAACUCGGGAAGAUAUUAUCUCGGAAGUAUCCCGGCUACGGAAACAACGUUGACACGAAGAACAGUUAAGAACAGUUCACCUUAUUCGAUGUCGAUUUCCAAAGGGCCACAACAGCCUCGACGGAAACGUGCGUACGACUACGUAGCCUUAGACUCAUACGCCAACGAGGUUACCGAAGAGUACUGUCCUCCAUCGCCGCCCUCGACACCCAAGUUCUCCGUCUUCGGCUUCCUCGGGAUGAUGGUGUCUCUGAGCAUGACGGUCGCGAAUGUCAUCAACGCCAUCAACAACAACAACAAUAACAAUAAUAACAAUAACAACGACAACAACAACAAUAACAACGACCUGAAUGCAGCUGGUGAUGGGGCUGGAGGAGCUGCGGACGCCCCAGUGAGAAACGUCGUCCCCGUCAGGAUAAACGAUGUAGGUCAGCACAACGCCAACGCAGAUCUGGGAAGUGACGGACUUCCUACGUUAACCAACGCACGCCCUGUGACCUCACGCCCCAACACAAUAUCCUUUGGAGGCAGAAGAAGCCUCUCGUCUGAUGAAACGCAACCGAGAGAGUUCAUCUCCCACAGGGCAGUUGGACAUUUCGAAUCACAGAGCUCAGACUCGUAUGAAAACGGGGCAUUUGAGAUCGGUGAUCACAGUGGUGGGUAUGUUCUUACCUUAGGAAACCAAAACUUGACGGAAAAUAAGACGAAAUCGCCCAGAGAUAGCUGCUCUUGCAAAACCAAAAGGAGCGCGACUCGUUUACCCACCAAGAAUAAAAACUCCGGUUCAUUUUUUCAAAAACUGUCUUUGAUUUUCGACUCAGAAAAUGAGAUGAAUAAUACGAGUCAUAAAGAGGACUGGUUGGGAUUCUGUAUUCGACGAUUCUUCUGUGAACAAGAGUUAGAAAUGCAUUACAGCAGUGGGGUGAACUUGAUGUUCUUGAGAAUAAUGAGGCAAGUAUUUUGA